AUUGAUAAGGUUGUUAGGUUACAUCUAAUUCAAGAAGAUGCGUGGAACACUGGUAUAAAAUGGGAUGGAUUAGCAAAGAAAGUCCUCACUAUGAAGGAGUCCUGUACUGAGCUACAAUGAAGGGGAAGCUUUCUUUCAACAUGGUACCAACCACGAUGGGUUUAGUGAAAUCAGCUGGAGUAUCUUUUCUUGUGUUGUCUUUUCUCCUCUACGUAGCUGAUUCAUACCCCAACAUCGACUUAUCGAACAUGGGCUGCGUGGAAUGCACGCUGAGGAAGAACGAACUUUUCUCAAGGGAUCGUCCGAUCUACCAGUGCAGUGGCUGCUGCUUCUCCAAGGCGUUCCCAACUCCUCUGAGCACCAUGAAGACAAUGACGAUCCCAAAGAACAUCACCUCAGAGGCAUCAUGCUGCGUUGCAAGGCACAGCUAUGAGACAGAGGUAGGUGGCGCCAGGGUGAGAAACCACACAGAUUGCCACUGCAGCACCUGCUAUUUUCAUAAAAUAUGACAGAUGGGCAAUGAAGACAUCUCUGCGACGCUCGGCUUGGCAACAUGUUGUUUCUUUUAAUAUGCACAGUAUGCUCCUCUCUGUUUUGAAAUUUGUGUCCUUGCAUUGCCAAAUAAUAUUUUUGAAUUGAUUAAUUGUCUGUGAUAGCUGAUGAGUUAUGUUAUGAGAAAUACAUUUGUUCAAUUGUGGGUUUGAUACACAGUUAAAGUCUGUAUGGUGUGAUCAUAAACACGUCUUACAUUAAAAUCCAUGCAUGCA
Molecule: messenger RNA, 767 nt
Organism: Mugil cephalus (flathead mullet)
Lineage: Eukaryota; Metazoa; Chordata; Actinopteri; Mugiliformes; Mugilidae
Gene: cga
Product: glycoprotein hormones, alpha polypeptide
Exons: 4
Coding region: 117-509 (130 amino acids)
Biological process (GO): thyroid hormone generation; positive regulation of steroid biosynthetic process
Cellular component (GO): follicle-stimulating hormone complex; extracellular region
Molecular function (GO): follicle-stimulating hormone activity
Source: RefSeq, a predicted model, not a curated record